This is a messenger RNA of Branchiostoma belcheri (Belcher's lancelet), 1377 nucleotides long. Its product is annotated as alcohol dehydrogenase [NADP(+)]-like. NCBI's taxonomy places the organism in Eukaryota, Metazoa, Chordata, Leptocardii, Amphioxiformes, Branchiostomatidae. Gene Ontology annotation, cellular component: cytosol. The transcript has 7 exons. Gene Ontology annotation, molecular function: aldose reductase (NADPH) activity. The record is from RefSeq and is a predicted model, not a curated record. Bases 101 to 1084 code for a protein of 327 amino acids.
CACUGAUGGAUAAACUAAUGAACUCACACAACUUACUAGGCUCUGGAAGAAAGGCUGUGACAGUUGUUGACUCCAAAGCUUAACCCUGGAGCUACCAGGAAUGUCAGAACUCGGAAAAAACUCCACUACAGAUUCAUCAGCACAAAGACAUGGAUUGAAGUUGAAUCUGGGGACUUUCAUGCCCUAUCUGGGACUGGGAACUGCAAAGCUCAAAGCUGAACAGAUGCUGCAAGUCUUCACUGCUGCUAUUGACGCUGGAUAUAGACACUUUGACUGUGCUUCCAUAUAUGGGAAUGAGAAAGACGUAGGUGUGGCCCUGAAGAAGAUAACUGACAGUACUGUCCGACGAGAGGAACUUUUCAUGACCUCAAAAUUGUGGAAUUCCCAUCACCAUCCAGACGAUGUCAGGCCUGCCCUCUUGAGGACCCUGAAGGAACUGCAGCUGGACUACUUGGACCUUUACCUCAUACACUGGCCCAUGGGAUAUGUGAAAAGUCAAGAUUACCUCAGGGAACAUCAAGAAGGGACGGUGAAACAUUCAGAGGACCACUACUCAGACACAUGGCAGGCCAUGGAGACCCUGGUGGAAGAAGGACUUGUACGUGAGAUUGGCCUGUCAAACUUCAACAGUAGGCAGAUCUCAGAGAUCCUUACUGUGGCCAGGAUAAAGCCAUCAGUUUUGCAGAUUGAGUCCCAUCCUUACUUGCCACAACAUGAACUCAUUGACUUCUGCAGACGACAUGACAUAGUUGUUACAGCGUAUGGUCCACUGGGGUCACGCGAGUACCGCUUUCGGAACUCAGAUGUACCAUCCUUGUUGGAAGACUCCAGAGUUGUGGCGAUAGCAGAAAGACACAAGAAAACCCCAGCUCAAGUCCUCAUUCGUUUCCACAUCCAACGAGGUGUAGUCGUAAUUCCGAAGAGCGCCACGCCCUUGAGGAUACGCGAGAAUUCUCAAGUUUUUGAUUGGCUUCUGACUGAUGAAGAUAUGGAAGUUCUCGGGAACUUUGAGCCUACCUGGAGGAUUAUUUGGUACCACAGGGAUGCGAAACACCCCCUCUAUCCGUUUCACCAGCCUUUUUGAAUGCAAAGACAAUUUUGCCAACAUCUCGAUACAAAAGGAAUUUUAAUGUCAGAAAGCAGCAAGCAAUAAUCAUAUCCACUUCUGCCAAGUAAAUUAUGUUUGCAUCAGUAUGAUUUUUUGGGUGUGAAACAUUAUAACGGUUACCAAAGAAGUGAAUGAAAUUUUGGACAAAUGUGGAUUCAGCUUCUGAUUCAGAAAUUAUGAUAAGAAUUCUUCUAAUUACAGUCAAACCUGUUCAAGCCGGCCACCCAGGGGACCAAAGAAAAGUGGCCACCUUGGACAGGUGGUCUCCU